Messenger RNA from Corythoichthys intestinalis (scribbled pipefish), 2096 nucleotides. Its product is annotated as transmembrane protein 237A-like. The transcript is spliced from 14 exons. The record is from RefSeq and is a predicted model, not a curated record. Gene Ontology annotation, cellular component: ciliary transition zone. Lineage: Eukaryota; Metazoa; Chordata; Actinopteri; Syngnathiformes; Syngnathidae. The coding region runs from base 148 to 1485 and encodes 445 amino acids. Gene Ontology annotation, biological process: cilium assembly.
ACAUCCGGUCUAAUCACCUAACCUCACUUCUUCCAUGCCGACUGCCGAAGCCAAAAUAAACUAUGAAAUACUACAAGCAAGCCUUGAAAUCGUAUUGCAUUGGAUUUUAUGGUGAAUUAGUACAUUUGUAAUUCCUGGCAAAUAGAAAUGGAUAACGGAUUAUCAAAGGUAACGUUUCUAUUUGCAAAGGAACAUCUUUCAACUGAUUGCAUGCUACAAACGUUAGUUGCGUUUUUUUUUUUUUCUUCAAAAAAUGCACAUAUUUACUCUGGUGAAAGCAAGCCAACGCGACCCAGGGAGCUCCCGCCUUUGCCACAGCGAGUGCAAAGGAAACUUUCCUCAGGACAAAGCGAUGACGCUGCUGAAGUGAGAAAAGUCAAGAAGAAGCGAGUGAAAAAGCAGACAACUGAAACAGAUGACACAGACGAUCAAGGAAUGGAGAUGGAAGGCCGGGGCAGCAGGCAGACCUUUCAGAUCAAAGAACAACUUUCACUUGACGCAACCACAGAUGCACCCCCUCAGAGGAAGAAAAAGAAGAAAAAGACACCAACUAUACCUUCCGAUCUUGAAGAUGACCAAGCUGACCUGGUAAAUGGGGACACAGUGGAUCAGACCACUGAUGAAGAACUAGUCAAAAAAAACAAAAAGAAAAAGAAGUCAAAAGUUGGGGAAUCCUCACUUCCAGAUGAACUGGAUGUAGAAGAGGAUGACAUUAUCACAGACAUGUCGUCUUAUAAACCGCAACAUUCUCUGUUUACUGCACCGCAAGGACAGAGUCAGCCAGUUGGAAAGAUCUUUGUAGAGCGGAGCAAGCGCUUCCAGGCAGCAGAGUGGUCAAACAGGAGAAAGACAAGUGACCAAAUGGAAAACCUCAAUGAUUUCCAUCCCAUGCAACCAUGCUGGACCACUAGAGAUGUUUCCCUCAUGGUGCAUGAAGGCUUCAGAAUUUUUGCUCUGCACUGUCAAGGCUUCCUGGCAGGAUUUGCAGUGUGGAACAUUGUGGUAGUGUUUAUGUUAGCUGGCCAGCACCUUACAGCUAUAUCCAACCUGCUGGAACAAUACCAAAGCCUGGCUUACCCAUCACAAUCUCUGCUUUACAUGCUGUUGGCCAUCAGCACUGUGGCAGCUUUUGACAGAGUAAACCUGGCCAAGAGCUCCAUGGCUCUGCAGGAGCUGAUCACACUGGAUCCAGUGGCUCUUGCCUCCCUUUUGUAUUUCUCAGCGUUGCUGUUGUCCCUCAGCCAGCAGAUGACAAGUGAUCGCAUUAACCUCUACCCAGACACCAAUGAAACAUUAUGGCUACCUGGGUCCAAACAUCAAAUUCUCCACUCGUGGGUGACAGUCAACCUUGUGGUGGCAUUGUUGGUAGGCUUGGCCUGGAUCUUCAUUGUCAUCCGACCUCAGAGGGACAAUACCGAAAGUUACCUGACUGCCAUGCGGGUCGAGCCACCCAAGACAGAUGACAACUUGCAAAUAAGCGCCUGACUAUCACACAAUUUUGCACAGCUUUUUGCUCUGUAUUUAUAAAAAUAAAUGUAUAGAUGUUUUUUUUUUUUUUUAAGUUUUGUACUGACUGUACAUGUGAUCAUCUUUUUAAAACUUUUGGACCAUGAAGUAGGCAGGGCAAGACAGAAGCCUCAUUUUAUGAAAUAAAACACAAAUACUUUGAUCUUUCAAACACAUAUGAGUUACACGUGUAUUAAAGUCCAAUAAAACUCCGUCUAUCUGGCCACAAUUCCAAAAGACGUUUGUCACAAAAACUCCAAAUCUCAUCAAAAAAAAAAAAAAAAAAAAUACCUACAGUGAAGCAUGGUAGUGGCAGCAUCAUGCUUUGGAAUUUUUUUCUUCCAGCUAAACUUAUUCAAAAGCUUAGGGUGGAAUUUGGAAUGAUUCCAAUUAUCCGACGGUGCUAGCACCAAAAAGACAAAGCUUCAACUAACUGUAGUUUAAAUUGAACUCAAUUUUCAGCAUGGCAUUGACAGAAAACACACCUCCAAAUAAACGAAAUGGCUCCACCAGAUGAAGCUGAUUGUUUUGAAAUGAUUGAGGUAGAGUUCUGACCUAAGUCUGGUUUCAUACAUGGCUAUUUUACGUUG